ACCUUGUCUCAGUUCAAUCUCAGGCGAAUAACAUAAGAUCUUUGUCAUAACUCUCGAUUCGUUUGGCGAACGUUGGCUUCAACGAACUGCUUAAGUGGCUCUAUCUUUACGGCCUUCUUCCCCAACCCCGAGAGUUUACUAGUAUGAAUUGCCACAACACGAUUCUCGCCGUAAUCCCAUUUCGCCUCUCGACGUUGUUUUGACGCGAUUCAUUCCCAUGUGGGUUUGUCCUACUUCGUUAGUUUCACAUGGGAGAUGCUUCAGAAGAGCUCUGUAUCAGCGUCUGUUUUCGGUUUGCUGUGAUGUUUGGAUGAACCCUAAUGUAUCAGAUUCUGAACAAUGGGUUGAUACCCAGAAAGGAGGUAACUUUAAUUACAACGCAUUGGAGUUGCAUAAAGUUGGAGUUUUGCGGACCUUUUAUAGUUUGAGUGACGACCCUUCUACUGCUUUGUCGUUUCUGUCGCAAGUUAAAGAACAUGGGGUUUCGCUCGAUCUUUACACAUACGCUGCUGUUGUUAGAUCCAUUUGCUGUUGGGGUUUCCAGAGGAAGUUAGAUUCGAUAUUAGUGGAACUCAUUAAAGAAGAUGAUGAGGAACGUGGUUUCAGUGUCAUGGAUUUGGUAGGUGCGGUUGCAGAAGGUGAGGAAGAAGGGUCCAUGGUGUUGACCCUACUCUCCAAUGGCUUGGUCAAAGCUUAUGCUAGUCUCAGAAUGUUUGAUGAAGCUAUCGACACUUUGUUCCAGGCCAAUCGUGGGGGAUUUGUUCCGAAUAUCCUUUCUUGCAACUUCUUAUUGAACCGUUUGAUUACGCAUGGGAAGAACAGUACAGCUGUGUCUAUUUUUCGACAGCUCAAGCGGAUCGGUCUGAAUGCGAAUGAUUACACUUAUGGAAUUGUGAUCAAGGCAUCGUGUAAAGAAGGUAAUUUGGAAGAAGCGUCUGAUCUGUUGCACGAAAUGGCAGAAGCAGGGAUGACAACAAACGUGUUUGCUUAUACGACGUAUAUUGAAGGGCUCUGCAUGAAUCAGAGGACAACUUUAGCUUAUCAGCUGCUUGUAUGGUUGAGGAAUGCAAAAAUUCAGGUGGAUAUCUUUGCAUAUGACAUGGUGGUCAAAGGGUUUUGUAACGAGAUGAAUAUGGAAGCGGCUGAAUAUGUUAUGCUUGACAUGGAACAACAUGGGUUUGAACCUGUCGAACAUGUUUAUUCGAAUGUAAUUUCUGGGCACUGUAAGAACGGUAAUUUAGUUAAAGCCCUGGAAUUUUACAAUAAAAUGAAGGAGAGGGGAGUAAAAAUAAAUUGUGUGACCGCAAGCACGAUCCUUCAGAGCUUUUGUUUGACCGGCAUGUAUGCGGAAGCCUUCGAUAUGUUCAUAGAGGUUAGAGACAUGGGUAUUUUCUUAGAUAGAGUUUGCUACAAUGUAGCAUUGGAUGCUUUGUGCAAGCUAGGAAAAGUAGAAGACUCUGUUGUAUUACUCGAGGAGAUGACUCGGAGACAUUUGGUUCCUGAUGUCAUCAACUAUACCACUUUGAUAGGUGGGUAUUGUUUACAAGGUAAGGUUGUUGAUGCCCUAAAUUUGAUCGAUGAAAUGAAAGAAAAGGGUCUGAAGCCUGAUAUGGUUACAUACUGUGUACUUGCCCGGGGAUUGGCCAGGAAUGGUCACAAAAAAGAGGCAUGUGAUGUUCUAGACGAAGUGAGAGCUCAAGGUCUAGAGCCUAAUGCUGUUAUUCACAAUGUGAUCAUUGAAGGCUUGUGUAUUGCAGGUAAAGUAGCAGAUGCCGAAGAGUUUUUGAGGAGUCUGAGAGAUAAAAAAUGUCUAGAAAAUUAUGCUUCCAUGGUAAAAGGUUACUGUGAAGCUGGCCUUCCGGAAGAGGCCUUUGAACUAUUCAGUAAACAGUCUAAGAAAGUAAAUUUUUGGAGCAAGAAUGUGUGCUUUAAGCUAUUCACUAGUCUUUGCAACGAUGGUCACAUUGACAAAGCUAAAGCCGUAAUGGAGACAAUGUUGGCUUUUAAGAUUGAACCUAGCAAAAGCAUGUUUGGUGCUUUAAUAGGUGCUUUUUGUCGGGUCAAUGAACUGAGAAAAGCCCAGCUGUUGUUCGAUGAUAUGGUGACGAGAGGGAUGAUUCCUGAUCUGUUUACAUACACGAUUAUGAUUAACGCAUACUGUAGAGAAAAUCGUUUGCAGAAAGCGAAUCUUCUUUUUGAUGAUAUGAAGCAGAGAGGAAUUAAACCUGAUGUGAUAGUGUACACAGUUUUGCUCAACGGCCAUAAAAUGGGUUCAAGAUGUUGUUCUGGUACAGAUGCUGAACAAGACGAGGUGCUGAGGACGAAUGCUUUGACAUUAUGGGCGGAAAUGAAUGCAAGUGAUGUCAAGCCAGAUGUUAUUUGCUACACUGUACUGAUCGAUAAACAAUGCAAGACAGAGAACCUUGAAGAUGCAGCAAAACUCUUUGAUCAGAUGAUAGAUGAGGGGCUGGAGCCUGAUUUUGUGCCAUAUGCUGCUCUAAUAUCUGGCUAUUGUAGGAAAGGGCAUAUCGAUAAGGCAAUCACACUUGUUUCUGAAGCAUCACAUAAGAACAUACGGUUAGAUAGACGUUCUUUGGCCGUAGUAAAGCGUGGUAUUUUAAAAAGCCGUUAGAUUUCAAUGUCGGUAAUGAGCCAGCAAUUGCGGUGAACCACAUGAGCUGUUGUGACAGCUAGGUGAACCACAUGAGCUGUUGUGACAGCUAUCUCCUGGGGGCAAACCAGCACAUAUGAGUGAAUCAUGGCAGAUAACAUUGUGGAUAUUGAGAACAUAUCCUUCUUACCAUAAAGCCUGGCUCUGCUGCAUCAGCAGAGAAUUCAAGAUCUGGAAUAUCGUUUGCAGAUUUCAAAUUUCAAGAUUUGGAACACAUCUGCAUAUAGGGUCCUUUCUUGGGUUGCCUUGUACACAUUCAUAGGGUGAGAAAGAUCAGUUGAUGACACUUAAGAGCGAUUGAUCUUACCAUGAAUUCUUUCUGUUGUAAUCUUGCAGUUGAUACCGCCUCAUGUUUGGUAUGUAUAGAUUUAGAACAUCGUUUGCAGAAUUCAAUUUUGUAAUUAAUACGAAUAGUAGGAGUAUUUUUUUUCCAACACAAUCUCUAUGGUUGCUUUUGUGAACACAAAUCACAGUUUUAGGGAUCAAAUGGUAGAUUGGACUGUUUCCUAUUCCAGUGUUCUGUUUCACCAGUCUUCCAUGGCUGUAUUUUGACAAUCCUCAAACUCUGUUUUACCUAGAAGGCAAAGCCAGGGACAGGUCAUGGUAAUAAUCUGACGAAUCUGAAACCAAUCCAAAAGAGACAAAAAAAAAAA
Messenger RNA from Tarenaya hassleriana, 3324 nucleotides. Its product is annotated as pentatricopeptide repeat-containing protein At2g26790, mitochondrial. The transcript has a single exon. Bases 218 to 2632 code for a protein of 804 amino acids. Gene Ontology annotation, molecular function: protein binding. The record is from RefSeq and is a predicted model, not a curated record. Lineage: Eukaryota; Viridiplantae; Streptophyta; Magnoliopsida; Brassicales; Cleomaceae.